UGGGUCACGUGGUUCAGCUCAGCUGCAGGGGAGAGGUGAGUCAGUGGCUCUGGGAGCAGUGUCAAUUAGGGACAAAGGACCCCACCGGGCCGCAUUAACCAUCCUUCUCUCCCUCUAUUUAGUGACGGCACAGGUGCAGAGACGGGAAAGGAGCAGCCUUGGUGUAGGGAACUCUGUGGUGUUCUGCAAAAAGUGCUACCAAAUAAAAGAACAAUAUUGUUUGGGCCGACUUGUAAAGAGAAGAACUUUGAAAAUCACCACCAACUGAUAAACUACAGAACUCCCUGAAUUAAAAAAAAAGCACCUUAUCUGAGGAUUUUCCUCUUUAAACUAUGAGGUGGCACACACGAAGACCUCAGAAGUUACUGCAGCUCACUGCUGCACUGGGGUCCCUGUGUAUACUUUUCCUCCUCAUUCAGCUGGAUGAGGAGGACAACCAUAUGUACAUCUUCGGAUACAGUGAGUUGGAGUACACAGCUGAUGAUGGUCCAGAGAAAGGGUGCAACUGUACAGCAAUUUUUAAGGGAGAUCCAGGAGCACUGGAUCAGGCCAAAUUACUCACCAUCACUAGAGACUUCAAAAACAGUAUUCAUCUCCCUGAUGAGUAUUACAUAAAUGCAACCCAGGACUGCAGGAGCUUCAAGUUAAGCAGAAAAUACAUAAGAUUCCCAUUGAGCAAGGAAGAAGAGGAAUUUCCUAUAGCUUAUUCCAUGGUUGUACAUCACAAGGUGCAGAACUUUGAAAGACUACUACGAGCCAUCUAUGCACCUCAAAAUAUUUAUUGUGUCCAUGUAGACAAAAAAUCUCAGGCCUCAGUGUCCACCGCCAUCCAGGCUAUUGUUUCCUGCUUCCCCAAUGUCUUCCUAGUCAGCAAGGCUGUGAGCGUAACUUACGCUGCUUGGCCAUGUGUCCAAGCUGAACUCAACUGUAUGGCUGAUCUUUACAAUAGCAGCACGGAAUGGAAAUACUUCAUCAACCUUUGUGGUCAGGACUUCCCACUGAAAACCAACUUUGAAAUGGUGAAAAUGCUGCAAGGACUGAGGGGUGGUAAUAGUUUGGAGUCAGAAGCCUUGCCUUCAGAUAAGAAGUGGAGGAUCAAUUAUGUACAUCAGAUAGUUAACGGGACCAUCAAGAAUACGGGGAAGGUGAAGGAUCCGCCUCCUUUUGACCUGCCCAUUAUGUCAGGGAGUGCCUACAUAGUAGUUAGCCGAGGCUACAUCCGCAGUGUGUUGGAAGACGGCAAAAUACAGUCACUCAUUGAAUGGUUCAAGGACACUUACAGUCCUGAUGAAAAUAUCUGGGCGACCAUUCAGCGAGUUCCUGGUGUUCCUGGCUCACGGUGGCCCCACCGUAAACAUGACAUGACGGAUAUGAAUGCAUUUGCCCGGCUGGUGAAGUGGGAUUCGCAUGAAGGCUCACAGGAUUCAAUGAAUGCGGUGUACCCAGCGUGUCAGGGCCACCAUAUGAGGAACAUUUGUGUUUAUGGCACUGGAGACUUGCAGUGGUUGAUUGAGCAGCACCAUUUCUUUGCCAAUAAGUUUGAUACAGACAUUGAUCCUAUUGCUGUGUACUGCUUGGAGAAAUAUCUCAGGAAAAAAGCUAUAGAUGCAAUAACAUAAUUUGACUAUUUUUCUGGCAUCCUGCAAUGGCAUUUAUUUAUUGCUACAAAUGUUAAUGCAGCUGUAAUAGGACCAGUUGUGUCAGUUGUAUGAAGCUUCUCCAAAACCUAAAGUAAAUCAAUAUGUAGUUUAUUGUGGAAAAUGUAUUUAGAUGCUACUUUGGUUAUUAGCAGUGGAUAUGUUCAAUAUAAUAAGAAAACACUGGAAAGAAAAAAUCUAGUGGGUGUAUGAGGGAACAGCAGGUAGUUACGGUAGAAAAUGUGUUUACCAGUAAAACAGGUUUUUAUUUUUAGAGCCCGAGCACCAGGUUGCAAGGACCCUACUGAAAUCGCGCUGUUUAUUAUUAUCUUUAUUAUUAUUAUUAUUAUUAUUAUUAUUAUUAUUAUUAUUAUUAUUAUUAUUAUUGUUAUUAUUAUUAUUAUUAUUAUAAGUGCUUUUUUCAGAGCUUUGCCAUACUCCAAAACUCACCAAAUUUUGUACACCCAUUAGGUCUGGCGAAAAAUGUGAUAUUUUAAGGGUGCCUCAAAUGGCCAUGAAAAAAUGGUUCAAU
Cololabis saira (Pacific saury) is the source of this 2169-nucleotide messenger RNA. Its product is annotated as beta-1,3-galactosyl-O-glycosyl-glycoprotein beta-1,6-N-acetylglucosaminyltransferase-like. The transcript is spliced from 5 exons. Gene Ontology annotation, cellular component: membrane. The record is from RefSeq and is a predicted model, not a curated record. Lineage: Eukaryota; Metazoa; Chordata; Actinopteri; Beloniformes; Belonidae. Gene Ontology annotation, molecular function: beta-1,3-galactosyl-O-glycosyl-glycoprotein beta-1,6-N-acetylglucosaminyltransferase activity. The coding region runs from base 333 to 1619 and encodes 428 amino acids.